Molecule: messenger RNA, 6431 nt
Organism: Hemicordylus capensis (graceful crag lizard)
Lineage: Eukaryota; Metazoa; Chordata; Lepidosauria; Squamata; Cordylidae
Product: lamin-L(III)-like
Exons: 10
Coding region: 19-1812 (597 amino acids)
Source: RefSeq, a predicted model, not a curated record
CUCGCGCGCGCGCGCACUAUGACAGAGGAGGAGGCAGCUCGCCCUGCUCCGCGGCGCUCGCCCCGCGCCCGCUCCGACGACCCCCCGCCGGCCGCCUCGGUGCGGUUCUCCACGCCGGCGGCGGACAGCGGCUUCCACUCGGAGAGCUUCUUCGAAGGCUGCUCUCUCUCGCCCUUCAAGCCCAGCCGCCGGAGCCGCCGGCAGGAGCAGGAGGAGCUCCGGCAGCUCAAUGACCGCCUGGUGAAGUACAUCCGGCGCGUCUGGGAGCAGGAGUCCCUCAUCGAGGCGCUGCAGCGGCGGCUGGCCGAGGCCCAGGCAGGCGGCGGCGGCGGCGAGGCGGAGGUCCUGCGGCGCGGCUACGAGAGCGAGCUGAAAGAUGUGCGCCACGCGCUCGACGCCCAAACUGGCCAGCGAGCCGCCCUGCAGGUGGAGCUCGGCGUCCUCCGCCAAGAGCACCGGCAGCUGGUGGACAGGAACUCUAGACAAGAGAAUGAAUUAAGCCAGGCGGUGGCUCAAAUGAGGGAUCUGGAAGCACAGCUCAGCUCCCAAAAAGCUGAGCUGGCAACAUCUCUGAGCAGGCAUCACAGCUUGAUGGAGGACCUUCAAGAGCUGAAGGAGCAAACUGUCCUGCUUAAGAAGGCAGAGCGUGAUGCCAAAGGCGAUCUUCAGAGCGAGAAGCUGAAGACAGCAGAUCUGGAAAUCCAAAACAAAACUUUGCAGAAGGAAGUGGCAUUUCUUAAGAACCGCCUUGAAGCUGAGCAUAAUAUCCAUGAGCGACUCCAUGAGAUGAAGCAACAAGUCCCAUCUGGCCAUCAGCAGGAGUUUAAGAGUGAAACCCUGCAUUUGCUCCAAGAGCUCAGAAAGGAGCAUGAACAGAAGCUUUUGGAGUACAAAGAUGAGAUGGAACAAAUCUACCAUGCCAAACUGAUGUGCCUAACCUCUGUGCAGUCCAAGAAUGCUGCAUUAGAAGCCAGGGUAAGGGAGCUGGAGACGGGAGAGGGAGAGCUGAAGAGGACGCUUGACCUGUUGAGGAGGCAGCUUGCUGAAAGGGACCGAGAGACGGCAGAGAUGCGGCAGCGGAUGCAAGUCCAGGUGGAGGUGAAUGGAUGUCUACGAGAUGAGAAGCAGCAGAUGCAAGCCCGGCUAGAAGAGUAUGAGCACCUAUUUGAUGUCAAGCUGGGUCUGGACUGGGAGAUCAGUGCCUACCGGAGAAUGCUGGAGGAAGAGGAACGCCGGCUAAACUUGGCCGGACACUUUUCAGGAACUUCUGGAAAAUGGGGGAAAGUGGAUCCGAGUCCCCUCUUCCCCCCAGGAAGGAAAAGGAAACGGACAGUAGUGAAGACACGAGCUCACAGUGUUGUGGCCCAGCGUGCGUCCGCUUCAGGAUGUGUCUCUAUAGAAGAAAUUGAUACAGAAGGGAGAUUUGUCAAAAUUAAAAACAACUCCAAUAAGAAUCAGUUGCUUGGUAGAUGGACACUAAGAAGGCAGCAUGGACCUGACCUGGACAUCAUAUACCGGUUUCCUCCUCGAUUUACUCUUCAGGCUGGUCAAGUAACAACAAUCUGGGGAGCAAGAGAAGAUUCAAACCCAGGUCCCAGUGAUCUUGUUUGGAUAGCCCAGAAGUCAUGGGUAGCCGGAGAGAACGUUGUGAUUGCUCUCCAUGAUGCUGACGGUAAAGAAACUGCAGUAGGAAGGAUCACCAAUUUGGACAGAGGAGAAGGAAGAAGCGAAGUGGAGGAUCCUCUUGAGGAGGAGGAAGAAAUUGAGUAUCAUCCCUGGCGAAGGGAGAGUCGCAGCUGUCCUAUCAUGUAGCCCAGAGAAGGUGGUGGCCCUCGGCAGAUGCCUUUGUUUCUUCAAUCAGAAUGGUGCUCUUCAGUCUGCUGAGUCUUCUGGACUGUCUAAGCUUGAGAGACGGAAGCCAUAUUGGACCACCUUCUUGGAACACCUCCCCUCUCCCCCAGAUGCUCUGGACUGCGUGUGGUUUGCCUUGAACAAAGCCCUACAAGCUGGAAUCUCUUCACAGUCCUUGAUGAAAAGGAACCAUCGGGUGCCCUCAAAGGGCAUAUCAUGAAGAGAUCUCUCUGCAAGCAUAUGUAGAGUUAGGAUAAGGGUUUCCAACUUUGCGUUCACAGAUGAUGAUGGACUACACCUCCCAUCAUCCAUUUCACCAUAGAGGGAGGAUGGGAGUUGUAGGCCAUCAUCUGGGAACCCCCUGAGUUGGGAUAUGGAAGGAUGGCAAGUCCUUCUCUCUCAAAGUCACUUCUUUUAGCCUGCCUCUAAAAUGAAUGAGCCACAUUCUUUCUCGGCCUAUUUCAGUGGUGCUGGGAAGUGCUGCAGAUCUGAGAGGCAUCAUGAAAAGGCUUCCGGAGGCCUGGUUCUAAUAGUACCGAACACAGCCUUUGUGUUCUCCUGCUGUAUAACUGAGGAAGCCAUGUCUUUCCACCACCACCCUUUGCAAAAUGGCUUCAUUUCAUUUUCUGGCAGGUUAUGGAGGACUGCAAUUGAGUCACCCUUGGUACUGUUCGGGAAACGUCCCAACGUGUGUGCCUAAUGGAAGGCAGAGCUGUUUGGCUCUAACACCUAGCCGCUACCUCUCUCUUUGAGGCAUGGCUGCAAUAUAAUCUGACUUGUGGAAGUUGCUUGCAGGAGAUCUUGGACCAGCACUGGUCAUCCAGGACCGACCUCUCUCUCCCUCACCUCAUUCCAGCAGAAAGCCUUUUGGGAGGAUGCAGAACUGGUAACAAGAAGCAGCGUAUGCACUUUUAUAGGUAGCUCACGGGACCCUCUCUGUGCUGUAAGCUACACUUUGAAACUCAGGGUUUAGUUAGGCUGUAUCAUUUGAAAGUGAAAGGGGAAUGCAUCGGUUGCUGCAUGUCUCAGUGCUAGGAAGGUUUCUUUUUAACAGAACUUUCAGCGAGAGUUGCUCUUGCCACCAUUUUAAAAUAGGUAAUAAACAGGCUUGGCCUCUGAUAUUUUAGCAGUCCAAAUAUUUCAUGGUUGCACUUCACUAUCUAAUCUUUUUGACUGUGACAACAAGCUGUUUUCCAGUCAGUCUGUUUCUCCUCAAAAAAAAAAAAAUUAGCUACUCACUUUGUAUUAAAAUUAUCUCCAUGUAGGUAACGAUUCUUUAUGGUGUUAAAACAAAAUCCUUUGUUUUGCAGUCCUGACUGUUGAUCGCAAAAAACCAAGAGUGGCUCAUCUUUCCUUGCAAACAAGAAAAUAAUAUCUAAGGAAUCAGUUUUAUUUUACUGUGCUGUAUUUAAACCAGGAAUUGACAAAUCCCAGGUGCGAGGGAGCCAUGGUGCCUAGAAAUCUAACUCUGGUGUCUAGACUAGGUUAUUCAGAGGUAGUUAUUUAAAAAAAAAAAAGUCCCAAGCAACCCUUCCUGUUCCAAGUAUGUUAUUUGUAAAGGGGAUAAAGAGAAGCCCAUGUACACCCCACCCCACAAUGACUGUCACUAAGUGUGGUAAUUUUGCCAAGUGUCCAUUGUCUGACUGCUAAACUUUUGCACUGUCUCUUAAGAACAGCUCUGCUGGAUCAGGCCCAAGGCCUAUCUAAUCAAGCACCCUGUUUCCCAUGGUGUCCUACCAGAUGGCUCUGGAAAAGCCCAAAGGUAAGAGAUGAAGGCAUGCCUCCUCUCCAGCUCUUGCUCCUCUGCAACUGGUAUUCAGAGGCAUCCUGGCUCAGAGGCUGGAAGCAGCCUGUAGCCAUCAAGACUAGUAGCAGCCAUUUAUAGACCUGUCCUCCGUGAGUUUUUCUAAACCCCUUUUAAAGCCAUCCAAGUGGAUGGCCAUCACCACAUCCUGUGGCAUAAAAUUCCAUAGGUUAAUUGUGUUGUAUGAAAAAGUACUCUUUGUCAUUGCUAAACCUCCUGGCAAUCAGUGUCAUGGUAUGACCUAUGGUUCUAGUGUUGUGAAAGAUGGAGAAAAGUUUAUCUCUAUCCAUUUUUUUCACACCAUGCAUAAUCCUAUAGACCUCUAUCAUGUCUCCCUGCAAUCAUAUUUUUUUUCUAAACUAAAAAGCCCCAGGUGCUGCAGCCUUGCCUUAUAGGAAAGUGCUCCAGGUCCCAGAUCAUCUUGACUGCCACCUUCUGCACCUUUGCUAACUCUAUGUCCUUUUUGAGAUAUGGUGACCAGAACUGUGCACAGUACUCCAAAUGUGGCCACAUCAUAGAUUUUUAUAAGGACAUUAUACAGUAUUGGCAGUUUAAUUUUCAGUCCCCUUCCUAUUUAUCCCUAGCAUGGAACUGGCCUUUUUCACAGCUGCUGCACAUUGAGUUGACAUUUUCAAUGAGCUGUCUCUCCACCACAACCCCAAGAUCCCUCCCCUGGUCAGUCACUGACAGCUCCGAUCCCAUCAGUGUAUAUAUGAAGCUGGGUUUUUGUUUUUUGCUCCAGUGUGCAUCACUUUACCCUUAUACCUCCUAGAUCCAAAUAAAAUUUAAAAUCAGAAAAGCAGCACAGUGAGGAAAAAAUAGCCCCCUCUGCCUGUGUCAGCACUCUCCUGCUGCAAAAAGAAAACAAGUGGGGUUUGGAGAAACGGUCGACAUUCUCUGAAAUGUCUCCUUUGGGAUACACCCUGAAAUGCAGAGAGAUAUCCCACUUUGGAGAAACUUCUCCACCACGGCACAUCCAGCUUGGUCCCAAUGAAUCCUUUUAUGUGACUAGGUACUAUAAGGCUUGCCUUUGGCCAAAUUUCUUCUCCUCUUCCUCAUAUGCAUUUAAAUUUUGGUACCAGCUGCAACUUUGGUUGUAAAGUUUAUCUUUUUGUAACUUGUUAACUGCUCUGCUGCUUGCAUCGCCUGUGGAUUUGACAAGUAAAUGGUUUCACAGAGGGCGCCAUUCAUCUGAAAGUGCCACUGGUGUGAAAUCAACCAUUACCAUGCCAGGUCAGAGCCAAUUCUCCUGCUUUCUAGGUUAGCGUCAUGGUUUUCCCCUCACUUGGCAGACUCCAUGCUGGGACUGCCAUGCCGAAUUCUUCAAGCUGCCUAAACUAUCUCAGAAGUCAGUGUGUGGUGGCUGCAUCUGUAUGCCAGUUCAGCAAAAGUGUUAAAAGCAUGCUGGGAAGCAGGUUUAGGGAUACUGGUAGGCCAUUCUCUUGAGGACAAAUGUGUUUUGCUUCUGGUUCAAUGAAGGCUCAGUGAGUGAAGAGAGAAGGGUUUUCCCCCCUCUUCCCUUUCUCAUCCUAGUACUAGAAUGCUUGAUUUGCUAAAUGGAAAAACGUAGCAAGUGCACCAAGUCUUGGGAGACUCUGGGAUGAUUUAUUAAUGGGCAAGCUCACCCACUGAGAUCUGGCUCAGGGCCAGACCACACUUGGGGGGCUAAGUGCAUAGGAACAUAGGAAGUUGCUAUAUACUGAGUCAGACCGUUGGUCCCUCUAGCUCAGUAUUGUCUCUACACAGACUGGCAGCAGCUUCUCCAAGGUUGCAGGCAGGAAUCUCUCUCAGCCCUAUCUUGGAAAUGCUGCCAGGGUGGGAACUUGGAACCUGUAGAUGCAAUUCCUAGAGCAGCCCCAUUCCUUAAGGGAAAUAUCUUAACAGUGCUCAUACAUCAAGUCUCCCAUUCAUAGGCAACCAGGAUGGAGCCUGCUUAGUAGGGAGAACAAGUCAUGCUUGUUACCACAAGACCAGCUCUAUGGGAUAGUCUCACUCUGAAUACAUGUGUGCACACACUGCCUUGAUAUUGCCACCUAGGACAAAACUCAUUCCACACACAGACAAAAAAAUAGAGAGAACGCUGCCCCUAGAGGGUGUGGAAGUGGCCCUGGACUUUGGCUCUGAAGUCCAGGGGUAAGAGUGCCUCUGGGGUGGUCUGACUCAGAAGAUGGCUUUGAAUUUUCCCAGCUAAAGGUGGCAGAAACAUAACAUCCAUCUUAUCUGGCAGAGAGAUGGCUGUUGAUUAGAAAUAGCCAAGAUCACAUAGAAAUAGCCAAAGCCAGAAAGCAUAAACUUUACCUAAAAUAACUGUUACGCCUUGAUAUUAAAUUGGAUUGUUCCUUCAAUGCAGCCAAUUUCCUGUGAAUUUCCCUUGUAGGGUAUUCAUUUUGCACAAGCUCUUCAAAAUAUAUAAAGAUAAAGUUAUACUUCUCACUCAUCUACAGAUACCAAAUUUUGCAUAAGCAAUCCUGCCUCUUAAAUUAGAUGUAUGGAUGUACUGCUUAAAAAAUAUUUUUAGAAGAAAUCCUGAAUAUAAUUACCAUAUUAACUACUGUUCUCAACAGAUUUUUAACACUCAGUUCUCGGAUCAAUAAUUCAAAAAUCACAUCAUGCCCAAGAGAAGCAGAAGAUCUUUCUUGGAGUCAAAUUUACUAAUUCAAAUGUACUAUGUAUGCUAAUUAUUUAAGAAAAUGAAUGUUUGAUUUUGAAAUUCUACCAGUUUACAACUUCUACUUCUCUUUUGCAGGCACAUUAAUAAAACACGCUAUUACAUACA